Messenger RNA from Oenanthe melanoleuca, 3075 nucleotides. RefSeq names its product ZFP36 ring finger protein like 2 (gene ZFP36L2). NCBI's taxonomy places the organism in Eukaryota, Metazoa, Chordata, Aves, Passeriformes, Muscicapidae. The transcript is spliced from 2 exons. The record is from RefSeq and is a predicted model, not a curated record. Gene Ontology annotation, molecular function: metal ion binding; mRNA binding. Bases 107 to 1801 code for a protein of 564 amino acids.
GAGCCAGCACCGCCCGGGCGGCGGGCUGCAGCGGGGCGGGCCCGGCGGGCGGCGCGGGGCGGGCGGAGCGGGGCACCGCCCCCGGACCAGCGGCGGCCGCGUUUAUAUGUGGAGCGGCCCUGGGCGCCGCCGAGUUCCCGCAGUUCGCCAGCUGCUGUGCAGCCGCCGUCGCCGCCUCGGCCCGGCACCCGCCGUCCCGCCGGGAAGGAGUCGGGACCGUUUCGGAUCUCAAGCAGACGGCCCUCUCCUAUCUAGUCGUGGCUUUUCCAAACCCUCCGAGGAGAGCGGGAUCUUUCGGUCCUUCCUGUAUAUCCGACCAUUACAGGAUCUAGAAAUGUCGACGACACUUUUAUCUGCCUUCUACGACAUUGACUUCCUGUGCAAGACGGAGAAGUCCCUGACCAACCUCAGCAGCAUGCUGGACAAGAAAGCCGUGGGGACCCCGGUGACCCCUCCCAGCUCCAGCUUCGCGCCAGGCUUCCUGCGGCGGCACUCGACCAGCAACCUGACGGCGCUGGCCGGCGGCUCCAAGUUCCCCAGCCCCACCGGUUCCAGCUCUUCUUCCACAUCCUCCUCCUCGUCGUCGUCCUCCUCCUCCUCCUCGUUUGGCAACCUGAAGGAGACGGGCUCCGGCGGAGGCGGUGGCAGCAGCAGCCCCACGGCCCUGCUCAACAAGGAGAACAAGUUCCGGGACCGCUCCUUCAGCGAGAACGGCGAGCGCAGCCAGCACCUCAUGCAGCAGCUCCAGCAGCAGCAGCAGGCGGCCGGCAAGGGGAGCGGCUCCGGCGGCGGCGGCGGCGGGGCCCCCAUCAACUCGACGCGCUACAAGACGGAGCUGUGCCGCCCCUUCGAGGAGAGCGGCGCCUGCAAGUACGGCGAGAAGUGCCAGUUCGCCCACGGCUUCCACGAGCUGCGCAGCCUCACCCGCCACCCCAAGUACAAGACCGAGCUCUGCCGCACCUUCCACACCAUCGGCUUCUGCCCCUACGGCCCGCGCUGCCACUUCAUCCACAACGCCGACGAGCGCCGCCCGGCGCCCGGCGGGGGCACGGCCGCCCCCCCGCCCGCCGCCGCGGCCGGGCCGCACCACCACCCGCACCACGCGGCGCCGCACCCCGCCGGCAGCACCGGCGACCUGCGCGCCUUCGCCCCCCGCGAGCACCCGCUGGGCGGCGGCGGCUUCGGGCACCCGCGCGGCGGCGGCGGCGAGCGGCCCAAGCUGCACCACAGCCUGAGCUUCUCCGGCUUCUCCGCCCACCACCACCACCAUCACCCCCCGCACCCGCACGGCACCGCCCCGCCGCCGCCGCCGCCCGGUGGCCGCCUGGACGCCGCCCUGCUGGAGAGCCCCGGCGGGUCGCGCACGCCGCCGCCGCCCGCCUCCGCCUACUGCGAGGAGCUGCUCUCGCCGCCCUGCGCCAACAACGCGUUCGCCUUCUCGGGCCAGGAGCUGGGCAGCCUCAUCGCGCCCCUCGCCCUGCACACCCAGAACUUCGCCGCCGCCGCCGCCGCGGCCGCGGCCGCCGCCGCCUAUUACCGCUGCCAGCAGCAGCCGCCGCCGCCCGGCGGGGCCUGCCCGCCGCCCCCCGCCUCGCCGCCCUUCAGCUUCCAGCCCCUCCGCCGCCUCUCCGAGUCGCCCGUCUUCGACGCGCCGCCCAGCCCGCCGGACUCGCUCUCCGACCGGGAGAGUUACCUGAGCGGCUCGCUGAGCUCCGGCUCCCUCAGCGGCUCCGAGUCGCCCAGCCUGGACUCGGGCCGCCGCCUGCCCAUCUUCAGCCGCCUCUCCAUCUCCGACGACUGAGGCAGCGCGGGGCAGCGGCCGGGGGGCCCCGCGGGAGCCCCGCAAGUAAGUUACCGAGCGAAGAAAGCGAAACCUCUCCUUCCUCUCUAUUUUUGGUUGGGUAUUUUUUUUAUAUAUAUCUAUCUGUCUAUCCACCGAGAGCUGAACAAAACGAGAAACAAAAGCAUUUUGCAAAAGGGCAAAUGACACGAACUGAACAAACCUAUUUUUAUAGAGAGACCUUGGAAGAAGGGGAUUUUUGUUUCGGGGUUUUUUUGUUGUUGUCGUUCUUUGGAGACAAGUUAUGAUACGCACCAGCAGCAGCCAUUCCAUCUGUGUUCGAAAAAAAAAAAAAAUAAACAGCAUUAGAAAAGACAGCACCAGAAAGCAACAAACAAUCCGGGGAGCGCCGGUUCGCCAGCCCAGCUCCUCCAAUCCUGCAGACACACAGAAAAAAAAGUUACAAACUAGUUUGUCUUUCAAUCCAGUUCAAAUAAAAACACAGAACAUACUAAACCUAUAAGCUUUUUUUUUAGGAAAAAAAAAAAAAAAAAAGAAAAAUCCAACAUCCUGCCAAGAAUAUGCCUUGAUAACAACCUUCUUUUUUAUAUAUAUCUAUAUAUUAUUAUUAUAACAAAUGCUAAAACCUUCAUUCCAAAGUUUAAUAUUGGUUCCAUUGCCACCACUUAGUGGAUGUUUGGCUUUUAGAACAAUUUUUUGUUGUUGCUUUAUUUCGAAGCACUCAACUGAGUUUAGUUCGUAAUUGUUGGAGAAUAACUGCUGAUUUUUUUAAAAUUUUUUUUUUUUUUUUUAGCUGUUUGAGUUGAUUGCAUGUAUGAGUCACUGCACACAACUCAAUAUGAAACUAUUUAACUUAUUUAUUAUCUUGUGAAAAGUAUACAUUGGUAAUUUGUUCAUACUGUAUUUAUCGGGUAUGAUGAAAAGCAAUAGAUAUAUAUUCUUUUAUUAUGUUUAAAUUAUGAUUUUCAUUAUUAAUCGGCAAAAUGUGGAGUGUGUUCUUUUCACAGUAAUAUAUGCCUUUUUGUAACUUCACUUGGUUAUUUUAUUGUAAAUGAGUAAAAUUCUUAAUUUAAGAGAUGGUAUGUAAUAUUUAUUUCAUUAAUUUCUUUCUUUGUUUACGUAAAUCUGAAAGAUUGCAUGGUUUCUUUAUAGAAAUCGGUCUCGAUGCUGUGGAAGUAGUUUGCGGAAUUUCUAUGGGUUUUUUUUAGAAUGUAAAUGGUUGUAGCCCGUCCGAGCUGAAAAACGAGAGAAAAAAAAAAAAGAGAAAAAAAAGA